AUGUCUUUAGAAUACGAAAGACCGUUGAUUCCUUCUCGUGAUGACGGCAUCGAUACCGGAAAGCUCAGACUGGCGCAUCGUGCUGCACUGGCAGAAUCGGAGCUGUCGGUAAAUUCGGUACCAGAAGGCCUGACAGACUCGAGAAAACACUCCUCGUCCAGACACUGCUACGGACAAAACUUACCAAGGCCACCUGUGGAAAAAGCCUUGACAGAUACCGACAAAUUUAUUCAGUUUCAUGGCAAUGACUCAGGACCACUGAGAUCAACUAACGAGCCUGAAACCAUUACUCUGAGCAGUGAUGAUAACAAUAGCGAGCUGAGCGCAGACUCCAGCCCAGAAUCCUUAGAACCAGAAAGCACAGUUAAAGAAAUGUCCAUGAAUGCGGCUAUGCGCAAGAGGCAAGAUGAGUGGGCAGAAAGAGGAGCAGCCAAAAUCGUCAAAGAAGUUGUCAAUCCAGAAACGGGCGUGAUGGCAAAACACGUCAUAAAAAAGGGCAUUAAAGAUUUCAAAUUUGGUGAAGUUCUUGGUGAUGGCUCCUACUCAACAGUAAUGCUUGCUCGAUCUAACGAUAGUGGCAAAAAGUACGCAGUCAAGGUCCUAAACAAGGAGUAUUUGAUUCGUCAAAAAAAGGUGAAGUACGUCAACAUCGAAAAGAACACACUACAGCGGCUCAACGACGGUCGAGGUGUUAUCAAGCUGUACUUUACUUUCCAAGAUGAGGCAAGUCUUUAUUUUCUCCUGGAGUAUGCUCCAAAUGGCGACUUUCUUUCCGUGGUGAAGAAAUUUGGAAGCCUAAACGAAGAUUGUGCAGAAUAUUACUCAGCUCAGAUUCUAGACGCCAUAGAUUAUCUACACCACAAAGGUGUUGUGCAUAGAGACAUCAAACCCGAAAACAUUUUGCUGGACAAAGAUAUGAAAGUCAAAUUAACAGAUUUUGGUACCGCCAAACUGUUGGACAAAAACGAGAAAUCUGGAUCAUAUGAUCUUACGGAGAGGUCUAAAUCGUUUGUUGGUACCGCCGAAUAUGUGUCUCCAGAGCUUUUGAAUGAUAAUUAUGUGGACUACAAAUGCGACAUCUGGGCCUUCGGUUGCAUUUUAUUUCAAAUGAUAGCGGGCAAACCUCCCUUCAAAGCCACCAAUGAAUACUUAACUUUCCAAAAAGUCAUGAAAGUUCAAUAUGCGUUUACAGCAGGGUUCCCUUUGGUCAUAAGAGAUCUAAUUAAACGAAUUCUAGUCAAGACGCCAGAGAGUAGACUUGAAGCAUCCCAGAUUAAAAAGCAUCACUUUUUUGAACAUUCAAAUUUUGAUGACAACAGUGUUUGGGAAAAGCCCGCGCCAGAGAUAACACCUUACAAAGUCACCGCUAAAGCUAUGCAACCAGUUGCAGCAUUAGAUAAAACAAAGCCGCGUCUUGUGAUCAACAUGCCAAAGAAAGGUGUACGCUCACAAUCACCCUCUCAGCCUCCCACUCCUGAACCUGCCGGAGAAUCAAAACAGCAAGAACCUACAAAACCUUCUACUGAUACGAGAACUGCUCAGAUUCUCGAAAACGCCAAAAGAGAGAUUCAAAGUAGAAGGCAAAACAAUAGAAGAACUACUAGUGCAGCUUCUGCCGCCGCCCUAGCGCUUCAAAAAAAGCCUCCGAGAUCUUCACCCUCUCCUUCUAAUAUAGUGAGGUCUGACUCGCCUGAAAGCUCUACUAUAAUCAAAACCUCUCCCAGGCCACCUCACACAGCUCCAACUGCUCGGUCGGAGCGAACUCCAAUGCUUGGAAGCUCUCCGCUUGUUUCAUCAGUGGCACCAGGUGUUCCAUCGAUGACAAAAACUGAUAUAAUGUGGUCGUACUACCUCAAAAACAUUGAUGAGCGGGUAUUGAGAAUGGGUGAGUUGGAAAUGACUUGCAUGAAAACAGUGUUGCUUGAAAAAAAACUCAGUAAAGCCAAUGCAUCCUUGGUGGACUCUGAACGCUCCUCGCAGCGUACAACGUUGUUGUCACAAGUAGCGCGCUCUGGUGGAGGAGUUACAGGGUUCAGAAGCGAAAAUGCUAACCAUGUUCUCCCUGAAAAUGAUUAUUACUCGGAAUGGUCUAUCUCCAACGAUGUCGUGCUUGAUACCUUCAAAAAGGGUGAAGUAGAUGAUGGAGAAACCCACGCAGUCUCAAGCAAAUUUAAAAAGUUAUUUCAGGUAAAAAUCGAAGAGGCAGAAAAGUCCGGAGACCCUCUGCCGGCAAGUGACUUCUUGAAAAGGGUCGUUGUUGUCACAACUUUUGGACGUUGUCUGAUAUUUGUCCGGAGACACAAGAUUCAGCCUGAAACCAAUUUAUUCUUUGACUUAGAGUUCGAUAUCAACAUGUCCCAGAAAGACGUAAAGCUAAGAGAACUUGUGGCCGAUGUUGGGAGCCAAGAAACUUUUGACUCGCAAUUUGUUAUUGGAACACCUUAUAAGUCAUUUGUGCUUAAGUGUAAAGCAAACGACAUAAGUUGGUUAACUACCUGUCACAAAAGUGUGAAGCUUAAUCACGAGCGACUUUUACAGAAAAGCAAAUCAGAUGAUCCAAGCCUCGCUGCAAGUAAAGCUGCGAGGCUCGCAAUUCCUGCGUUAGCUUCCACAACUUCCUUCACAGCUAAAGCCUCUCCUGCUUUUGUUCAAGCUUCUUUGAAGUCGCCUCCCAAACAUUCACCUUCUGCAACCUUUAAUUCUUCUUCAAAUGGAUCCAAACCGGAACGCCUGUUUGACAAUUUUGUUUUCAGCAAAGGAAAACAAGGCAAGAAGUUGACGAAGCCAGUACCAUUGUCUGGGAAGCUAACGAAUGGACUCCCGGCAGGACUAGCAUUAUCUGAAACCAAUUUUGAGACAGCGGAGCCGGCGAGUACGUAUACUCCAUCUUCGAGCUCCAAUCAGAGGUCCAUGUCAUCGGGGAAGGGCUCAAGGCUUCUAGCUAGAUCCGAUCGUCCCUUCAAGAGAUAA
Lachancea nothofagi CBS 11611 is the source of this 2970-nucleotide messenger RNA. Lineage: Eukaryota; Fungi; Ascomycota; Saccharomycetes; Saccharomycetales; Saccharomycetaceae. The record is from the annotation of a GenBank genome assembly.